This is a messenger RNA of Histoplasma capsulatum G186AR, 603 nucleotides long. RefSeq lists its product as uncharacterized. The record is from RefSeq and is a predicted model, not a curated record. The transcript is spliced from 6 exons. NCBI's taxonomy places the organism in Eukaryota, Fungi, Ascomycota, Eurotiomycetes, Onygenales, Ajellomycetaceae.
CUGAGUGUACUUUUUACUGGGGUUUUACCCCCUGUGUAUCGCCGUCUCAAUGUUUUCUUUUUGCCCGGGAGACUUGAUAUCAGUAUCAUGCAGGAAAAAUCAGAUCCUCAACGGAUGUCCAGAGUGUUACUCACAUUCGAUCGACUUAACUGUUUAAUGAUGUUUCUCUUCCAUGUUGGCCCUUUCCCAUGCUAUCGCAUUACGCAGGAUCGAUGGGAUCCAGGAAUUGAGAAACAAUUUCAGCCAGAACACCUCCUCUGGUCUGGAGUCUCAACUGCCAAUGCUCCCUUGAUCAAAGUAUGCGCUGAGGACGGUUUGAGAGGCAUGUCACAGACGGCAGAGACUACGGUAUAUGCCGCGCAAUAUACCGUCAGCCUGAAAGCCGAAAACGGGGCAUUCACAGCAAACUUAGGAUUAGCAACAAGUGCCCAGCCUACUUUCGAUCUUGUGACUGUGGAGGACGGUUCACCAAUUGAGCUGGGAGAAGGUUCCAAAAAUGAACAAGUCAUGCUCGCCAAUCAUGGCGAGGAUACCAGAGCAUAUGCAGCUAAUAAGUACCUGCAAGUUGGAGAAAAAGAUCUAUCUCUUUUGAAGAAACAAUGA